Neurospora tetrasperma FGSC 2508 is the source of this 324-nucleotide messenger RNA. RefSeq lists its product as uncharacterized. NCBI's taxonomy places the organism in Eukaryota, Fungi, Ascomycota, Sordariomycetes, Sordariales, Sordariaceae. The record is from RefSeq and is a predicted model, not a curated record. The transcript is spliced from 13 exons. The coding region runs from base 1 to 324 and encodes 107 amino acids.
AUGGAUAGCUUCGCUAUUAGCGAUUUAGAAGUACAGUUUUACUAUUUACUCGCCUGCUUAUUGUCCUUUAUUAAGAAGCUAUUCGUUGCUUUUGCUGCCUACGGCCUACAAUCGCCUUCUAAACUAUUUUCGAAAUUUAGAGAGUUAAAUUCCUGGUUUAACGCUGCUAAGAAACAACAGUUCUUAGAAAGAAUCGAUAUACCUAAAAGAAGGAGGAGGAGGAGAAGAUUCGGAUUGAGUAAAGUUAGAAGGAGGGUAGUAAACGUUAUAUUUCCGAUAAAGAUGAGGCUCUUAUUGUCCCCGGAUAGGGAGCAAUUUGGCUAG